UACCAUGUAAUAUUUAUAAAUGUAUGUAUAUAUGUAUUCUACCAUGCAUAAAUAGGACAAGCUCUUAAUUAGUAAUAAACAUUCAAGAAAGAAGCAAAAAAUGCAAACACAACACUUCUUGUUCCUGUCUCUUCUCUAUCUGUCAUGGGCUUUCCUAAUCUCAUCGACGCAGCCUCCGACACAGCCACCUACACAGCCUCCAUCACACCCACCGUCUCAGCCUCCAUCACAGCCACCUUCACAGCCUCCAUCACAGCCUCCAUCACAGCCUCCAGCGCAGUCUCCAUCACAACAAGCCAAAAUCGCUUGUAAAUCCACUCCAUACCCGAAGCUCUGCCGCACAAUCCUCUCCGCCUUCAAAUUCUCACCGUCCGAUCCAUACCGUUACGGUAAGUUCACACUCAAGCAAUGCCUCAAACAAGCGCGUCGCCUUUCCAAAGUCAUCAACCGUUUCGCCCAGCGCGUGCAGAAAGACCCCGGAGCGUCCACGGCGGAAGAGGUCAGCGCGGUGGCUGACUGCGGCGACCUGGCGGAGCUUAACGUUGACUACCUUGAAACGGUCUCCGAUGAGCUGAAAGCAGCGGAGCUCAUGACGGAGGCCCUCGUUGAUCGUGUUUCGAGUCUUCUUGGUGGCGUCGUGACCAACCAGCAGACGUGUCUCGACGGUCUUGAGGACGCUAAGAGCGCGUUUGCGGAGGUGAUUGGAUCGCCGUUGGGGAAUGUCACGCAGCUCUACAGUGUAUCACUGGGGCUUGUGAGUCACGCGCUUAGCCGUAAUCUGAAGCGGUAUAAAGGAUCCAAGGGGAAGAUCUUUGGUGGUGGUAAAAAAGCUGUGCGUGAACCGCUCGAGACUUUGAUUAAGGUUUUACGUAAAACAUGCGACAAGAGCAAGGACUGUAGGAAUGAUAGGAAAUUAGGUGAGCUAGGGGAAACGAGCGGUGGCUCGAUCCUCGUAAGAGAAGCAGUGAUCGUUGGUCCAUACGAAACCGAUAACUUCACUACCAUAACUGAGGCCGUCGCUGCCGCACCUAAUCACACAUUCCCGGAGGAAGGCUAUUUCGUCAUCUAUGCAAGGGCAGGUCUAUACGAGGAAUAUAUUGUCAUUUCAAAUAAGAAAAGGAACAUAAUGCUUAUUGGAGAUGGAAUCAAUAAAACCAUCAUUUCUGGGAACCACAGUUUUAUUGAUGGCUGGACUACUUAUAAUUCUUCAACCUUUGCGGUGGUCGGAGACCGAUUUGUUGCAGUUGAUGUGACAUUCAGAAACACAGCUGGACCGGAAAAGCACCAGGCCGUGGCCGUGAGAAAUAAUGCUGAUGGAUCGACAUUUUAUCGGUGUAGUUUUGAAGGCUAUCAAGAUACUCUCUACGUCCAUUCUUUAAGACAGUUUUACCGUGAAUGUGAUAUCUACGGUACCAUAGAUUUUAUUUUCGGAAAUGCAGCUGCAGUAUUUCAAAACUGCAAUAUAUAUGCUCGCAAACCGAUGGUACACCAGAAAAAUGCAGUGACAGCCCAUGGAAGAACCGACCCAAACCAAAAAACCGGAAUAUCCAUAAUCAAUUGUACAAUUGGAGCUGCUCCGGACCUAGCGGCUGACCCCAACCCGGCCAUGACAUUUCUUGGGCGGCCAUGGAAGCCUUACUCAAGAACGGUAUACAUCCAAUCCUACAUUAGUGAUGCUAUCCAACCUGACGGAUGGCUAGAAUGGAAUGGUACAACCGGGCUGGAUACGAUCGCAUAUGGUGAAUAUGACAACUUUGGACCAGGGGCUAAUACAAGCAAGAGGGUCCAGUGGUCAGGUUAUAGCCUAUUAAACUUGGCACAAGCCAUGAACUUCACCGUCUACAAUUUCACUUUGGGAGACACUUGGUUGCCUCAGACCGAUAUUCCCUUCUACGGCGGUUUGCUUCACACAUAAUGAAAAUGUAGUACGGUGUUAUAUUCAUCCUGCCUCAUUUAAAUUUUAACUAGAUUAUGAC
Messenger RNA from Raphanus sativus (radish), 1976 nucleotides. RefSeq names its product probable pectinesterase/pectinesterase inhibitor 47. The transcript has 4 exons. Gene Ontology annotation, molecular function: pectinesterase activity; pectinesterase inhibitor activity. Bases 101 to 1915 code for a protein of 604 amino acids. The record is from RefSeq and is a predicted model, not a curated record. Gene Ontology annotation, biological process: cell wall modification. Lineage: Eukaryota; Viridiplantae; Streptophyta; Magnoliopsida; Brassicales; Brassicaceae.